Candidozyma duobushaemuli is the source of this 378-nucleotide messenger RNA. RefSeq lists its product as uncharacterized. The record is from RefSeq and is a predicted model, not a curated record. Bases 1 to 378 code for a protein of 125 amino acids. Lineage: Eukaryota; Fungi; Ascomycota; Pichiomycetes; Serinales; Metschnikowiaceae. The transcript has a single exon.
AUGCCUCGCCACAUAAAAUCACCCUCCAAAGUCUGCUACACCUCCCUCUUCAUCCAAACUCCUUACAAGGGCAUCCAGCCUAUCAGUGUCAAGAAACACCCCGAGUUACGCCAGGUUCUUCAUGAUUCUCUUCAACCCGCAAAGAAGAAUCAGAACAUGAGCGAAGCAGAGGCCAUACUUGAGUGCCUCGUGACGACCGCCCACAAUAGGAUGGCUAAAGGGGACCUGGAAGAAGAGGCUCUUCUGUACGUCAGGGGAAUGCUUGUGCUUUUGGACGACCCCGACCUUCCUUACUAUCGUACAGCGGCAAGAGUGUUGAAGUCUAUCCCGCCAGAUAUAAAGGAACACCUCAUAAAGAGGGUACUCGACAAGCCAUGA